AUGUCCGCUCCACCAGGAUUCGGUACCAUGCCGCCGCCAGGAUUACCGGCUGCAUCUCAACCCAAUGGAGAAAGUAGGAUGGAUGGAGAUUUCUUUGGACAGUUAAGUCAAGAUGAGAUUGAGAAAAAGGCGAGAAAAUGGAGACAAUCUCAAAAGAAGAGGUUUGAUCCAAAGAGACGACAAGGUGGUGGUGGCGGAAUAGAUUUUGGUAAAGCUGAUUUACCUCCUGAGCAUAUUCGAAAGAUCAUAAAGGAUCAUGGCGAUAUGUCAAAUAGGAAAUUCAGAAAUGACAAACGUGUACAUUUAGGAGCCUUGAAAUAUGUUCCUCAUGCUGUUAUGAAAUUAUUGGAGAAUAUUCCGAUGCCUUGGGAGCAAGUACGCGAAGUGCCGGUGUUGUAUCAUAUCUCAGGUGCUAUUACAUUCGUUAAUGAAGUGCCACAAGUGAUCGAGCCUGUGUAUCACGCCCAAUGGGCAUCGAUGUGGCUUGCGAUGAGAAGAGAGAAGAGAGAUCGAAGGCAUUUCAAGCGAAUGAGAUUCCCUCCUUUUGACGAUGAAGAGCCACCUAUGGAUUAUGGAGACAACGUGUUAGACGUGGAACCAUUGGAAGCUAUUCAAUUGGAAUUAGACGAGGAAGACGAUGAGGCUAUCUUGGAUUGGUUUUAUGAUCCAAAACCAUUACUCGAUACACCUCACGUCAACGGAUCAAGUUAUAAAUAUUUCCAAUUGUCAUUACCUCAAUUAGCGAACCUAUAUCGAAUAGGUCGCCAGCUCCUUUCAGAUUAUUCAGAUAACAAUGCGUUCUACUUGUUUGACAAGAAAAGUUUCUUCACUGCAAAAUCUUUGAACAUAGCUUUACCUGGUGGACCCAAAUUUGAACCAUUAUAUAGGGAUACAGAAGCAUUCGAUGAAGAUUGGAACGAAUUUAAUGAUAUCAAUAAAGUCAUCAUUCGAGGCGUCAUUCGUUCAGAAUACAAAGUCGCCUUUCCACAUCUAUAUAACUCAGUUCCUCGUUCAGUGCAUAUUGGAGCUUAUCAUGAACCAAAGAACGUGUAUAUCAAAACGGAUGAUCCGGAUUUACCGGCAUUCUACUUCGACCCCCUUAUCAAUCCUAUCUCUCAACGUGUUGUGCAGGAAGCUCACACACCAUUGGUCUCACAUGAAGACUCAGUUUUCGGACUUGGAAAUGAAGAGGAUGAAGACUUUGAGUUACCGGAUGAAUUGGAGCCGUUCUUGGAGAACAGGGAUAUCAGCAAUGAUAAUACCGCAGAUGCGAUCGCAUUGUUCUGGGCGCCUUAUCCGUACAAUUUGCGUAGUGGAAAGACGAAGCGAGCUCAAGAUAUACCUUUAAUCAAAAACUUUUAUCUCGAGCAUUGUCCUCCUGAUCAACCAGUCAAAAUUAGGGUUUCUUAUCAAAAACUGCUCAAAGUUUACGUCCUCAAUGCUCUCCACCAUAGAAGACCCAAGGCUAUGGCGAAACGUAAUCUUUUCAGGUCACUCAAGAACACGAAGUUCUUCCAAUCGACUAAUUUGGAUUGGGUUGAAGCUGGUUUGCAAGUCUGUCGACAGGGUUACAAUAUGCUUAACCUGUUAAUUCACCGAAAGAACCUGAAUUACCUGCAUUUAGAUUAUAACUUGAAUUUGAAGCCUAUUAAAACUCUCACAACCAAAGAAAGGAAAAAGUCAAGAUUUGGUAACGCUUUCCAUUUGUGUCGAGAAAUCCUCCGAUUAACCAAACUCAUUGUCGACGCUCAUGUUCAAUUCCGUUUGGGUAAUGUGGACGCUUUCCAAUUGGCGGACGGUCUUCAAUACAUGUUCGCGCAUGUUGGUCAACUUACCGGAAUGUACAGGUAUAAAUACAAAUUGAUGAAACAAAUCCGAAUGUGUAAAGAUCUGAAACAUCUUAUAUACUCUCGAUUCAACACUGGUCCUGUCGGUAAAGGUCCAGGUGUAGGUUUCUGGGCGCCAGGAUGGAGAGUGUGGCUAUUCUUCAUGAGAGGUAUCGUACCUUUAUUGGAAAGAUGGCUUGGAAACUUAUUGGCGAGACAAUUCGAAGGAAGAAACUCGAAAGGUAUGGCCAAGACUGUGACAAAGCAAAGAGUAGAAUCACAUUUCGAUUUGGAGUUGAGAGCAAGUGUCAUGCACGAUCUCUUGGAUAUGAUGCCUGAAUCCAUAAAGGCAAACAAAGCGAAAACUAUCCUUCAACAUCUUUCCGAGGCAUGGCGAUGCUGGAAAGCCAAUAUUCCAUGGAAGGUUCCCGGUAUGCCCGCUCCCAUCGAGAAUAUCAUAUUGCGAUACAUCAAAUCGAAGGCCGAUUGGUAUUCAAGUGUAGCGCACUACAACAGAGAGAGAAUCAGGAGAGGAGCCACAGUCGACAAGGCUGUUGUCCGAAAGAAUCUUGGUCGAUUGACACGACUUUACUUGAAGGCGGAGCAAGAAAGGCAGAACGGAUAUCUGAAAGAUGGUCCAUACAUAUCUUCAGAAGAGGCUGUAGCUAUCUACACAUCGACUGUCCAUUGGUUAGAGUCAAGAAAGUUCGCCCCCAUCCCCUUCCCUCCUCUCUCCUAUAAGCAUGACACCAAAUUGCUUGUACUCGCCCUUGAAAAGCUUAAAGAAGCAUAUUCGGUACACGGAAGACUCAAUCAAUCUCAGCGAGAAGAGCUUGCCUUAGUCGAACAAGCAUACGAUAAUCCUCACGAGUGUUUGUCCCGAAUAAAGCGAUUACUCUUAACUCAAAGAGCGUUCAAAGAAGCUGGUAUCGAAUUCUUCGACACAUACGACAAGCUCAUACCUUGUUACGAUAUCGAACCCGUAGAGAAGAUAACAGAUGCCUAUCUCGAUCAGUUCUUAUGGUACGAAGCCGAUAAACGAGGAUUAUUCCCUAACUGGAUCAAACCAUCCGAUAACGAACCUCCUCCUUUACUUGUAUACAAGUGGUGUCAAGGUAUCAACAACCUUACCGAUAUAUGGGAUACUACCGACGGAGAAUGUGUUGUAAUGAUGGAAACCGUAUUUUCUCGUGUAUACGAGAAAGUAGAUUUCACACUAUUGAACCGAUUGUUGAGAUUGAUUCUAGAUCACAAUUUGGCAGAUUACAUUACUGCGAAGAACAACAUCGCUUUAACUUUCAAGGAUAUGUCUCACAUCAACGCGUAUGGUAUGAUUAGAGGUCUACAAUUCUCUUCGUUUGUCUUCCAAUUCUACGGUUUGGUCCUCGAUUUGCUUAUUCUCGGUCUUCAACGAGCGAGUGAAUUAGCUGGUCCACCUGGUGCACCAAAUGGUUUCCUUCAAUUUAGGGAUUCUGACACGGAAACUCGACAUCCUAUCCGAUUCUAUACUCGAUACGUUGAUCGGAUCCACAUUCUCUUCCGAUUCUCUUCCGAUGAAGCUCGAGAUUUGAUCCAACGAUACCUCAGUGCAAAUCCCGAUCCCAAUAACGAGAACAUGCACAAUUACAACAACAAGCGAUGCUGGCCUAAAGACUGUCGAAUGCGUCUGAACAAGCAUGAUGUCAAUCUAGGUCGAGCAGUAUGGUGGAAUGUCAAAUCUUCCUUACCUAGAUCUUUGACAACGAUCGAAUGGGACGAAUCAUUUGUUUCCGUGUAUUCCAAAGAUAACCCUCAAUUGCUUUUCUCUAUGUCCGGCUUCGAAGUCCGAAUCUUGCCAAGGAUCCGUACUCAACACGGAGAACAAUACUCGCUGAAAGAUGGCGUGUGGAAUUUGACUCAAGAGUCUACCAAAGAAAGAACGGCACAGGCGUUCCUUCGUGUUUCCGACCGUGGUGUCAAUGACUUCAACAAUAGAAUCAGACAAGUAUUGAUGAGUUCUGGUUCAGCGACUUUCUCAAAAGUGAUAAACAAAUGGAACACGGCUCUUAUUGGUCUGAUGACAUACUACCGAGAAGCUGUAGUUCACACAAAUGAACUUCUUGAUUCGCUUGUCAAGGCCGAGAACAAGGUACAAACCCGAGUCAAAGUGGGGUUGAACUCCAAGAUGCCUUCGAGAUUCCCUCCUUGUGUGUUCUACUCGCCCAAGGAAUUAGGUGGUCUGGGAAUGCUUUCAAUGGGUUUCGUUUUGAUUCCUCAAUCCGACCUUCGGUGGUCCAAACAAACCGAUAGUGGUGGUAUCACCCACUUCAGAUCUGGUAUGACCCACGAAGAAGAUCAACUCAUCCCUAAUUUGUAUCGAUACUUGCAACCUUGGGAAGCAGAGUUCUUGGACUCCGCUCGUGUGUGGUCCGAAUACGCCAUGAAGAGAAAAGAAGCUACUGCAUCAAACAGGCGAUUAACUUUGGAGGAUUUGGAAGAUUCAUGGGAUAGAGGUAUUCCUCGUGUGAACACUCUUUUCCAGAAAGAUCGACAUACUCUUGCAUACGAUAAAGGAUGGCGUGUUCGACAGUUCUUCUCAAUGUACUUCAGAUUGAGGAAUCAGCCAUUCAUAUGGACGAAUAACAGACAUGAUGGUAAAUUGUGGAAUUUGAACUCCUACCGAGUCGAUGUCAUCGCAGCUUUAGGAGGUGUAGAAGGUAUCUUAGAGCACUCACUCUUCAAGGGCACUGCUUUCCCUACUUGGGAGGGACUGUUUUGGGAGAAAGCAUCCGGUUUUGAGGAAUCCAUGAAGUACAAGAAGCUCACCAACGCUCAAAGAUCCGGUUUGAGUCAAAUUCCUAACCGUAGAUUCACCCUUUGGUGGUCGCCAACGAUCAACCGAGCCAAUGUUUACGUCGGUUUCCAAGUUCAAUUAGAUCUCACUGGUUGCUUUAUGCACGGAAAACUGCCAACUUUGAAAAUAUCAUUCAUCCAGCUCUUCCGAGCCCAUUUAUGGCAGAAGAUUCACGAGUCCGUUACCAUGGAUUUAUGUCAAGUAUUCGAUCAAGAACUCGAGGCCUUACAAAUCGAGACCGUGCAGAAAGAAACGAUUCAUCCCCGAAAGUCAUACAAAAUGAACUCUUCUGCUUCCGAUAUUCUUUUAUUCUCCUCUUACAAGUGGCAAAUCUCUCGACCAUCUUUGCUUACCGAUAACCGAGAUACCUUCGAUGGAACUACCUCGAACAAGUUCUGGCUUGAUAUCCAACUGCGAUGGGGUGAUUUCGAUUCCCAUGAUAUCGAACGAUACGCACGAGCCAAAUUCCUUGACUACUCUUCUGACAGUCAAUCGAUUUACCCUUCCCCAACUGGUGUUCUCAUUGCUCUUGACUUGGCUUAUAACCUUUACUCGGCAUACGGUAAUUACUUCCCUGGUCUCAAACCAUUACUUCAACAAGCAAUGGCCAAGAUUAUGAAAGCCAAUCCUGCCUUAUACGUCUUACGUGAACGUAUCAGAAAAGGUCUUCAAUUGUACUCUUCUGAGCCUACUGAACCAUACUUGAAUUCUUCCAACUACUCUGAAUUAUUCUCCAACCAAAUCAUUUGGUUCGUAGAUGAUACCAACGUUUACCGAGUGACAGUCCACAAGACAUUCGAAGGUAAUUUGACGACCAAACCGAUCAAUGGUGCCAUCUUCAUCUUUAACCCUAGAACAGGUCAACUGUUCUUGAAGAUUAUUCAUACAUCAGUAUGGGCCGGUCAAAAACGUCUGGGUCAAUUGGCAAAAUGGAAGACCGCAGAAGAAGUAGCUGCUUUAGUAAGAUCCUUGCCAGUCGAAGAGCAACCUAAACAAGUCAUCGUCACUAGAAAGGGUAUGUUGGAUCCAUUGGAAGUUCAUUUACUCGAUUUCCCAAAUAUCGUAAUCAAGGGUUCCGAACUUCAAUUACCUUUCCAAGCUACUUUGAAGAUGGAGAAAUUCGGAGAUUUGAUCUUGCGUGCUAACCAACCUCAAAUGGUCUUGUUCAAUUUAUACGAUGACUGGCUCAAAUCUAUCUCCUCCUACACUGCUUUCUCGCGACUUAUCCUUAUUCUUCGAGCUCUUCACGUCAACAAUGAGAAAUCCAAAAUCAUCCUUCGUCCCGACAAGGCAACCAUCACUGAGUCGUAUCACAUCUGGCCAACAUUGUCAGAUGACGCUUGGAUGUCUGUUGAAGUCGCUUUGAAAGACUUGAUCUUGGCAGACUUUGGAAAGCGAAACUCGGUCAAUGUAGCUUCGUUGACUGCUUCCGAAAUCAGGGAUAUCAUUUUGGGUAUGGAAAUCGCUGCUCCGUCAGUACAACGUCAACAAAUGGCAGAAAUUGAAAAGACUACCGAAGCUCAAAGUCAAGUCACUGCCCUUCAAACCAAGACGACCAACAUCCACGGUGACGAGAUUGUUGUGACGACCACUACCAACUACGAGCAACAAACUUUCGCUUCCAAAUCUGACUGGAGAGUUAGAGCUAUCUCAGCUACCAACUUGCCUCUCCGUGUCAACCAUAUCUUCGUUGGAAACGAUGAUGUCAGAGACGAUGCUGGAUCCUUCACCUAUGUCAUACCCAAGAAUGUCCUCAAGACUUUCAUUGUCAAUGGUGAUCUUCGAACACAAGUUGUCGCUUAUCUUUACGGUACUUCGCCACCUGACAACCCACAAGUCAAAGAGAUUAAAGCUGUUGCUUGGGUACCUCAAAGAGGUAGUAACAACGGCGUUGAACUUCCUGCUGCUCUACCUAAGCACGAUUUCCUGCUUAAAGAUCUCGAACCUCUUGGAUGGAUCAAGACUCAAUCUCAAGAACUCAACCAUCUUUCUCCUGCCGACGUUACCACUCAAGCCAAAAUUAUGGCUAAUCACUCAGAAUGGGGACCUCAAUCGAUUUGUGUUACAUGUGCUUUCACACCCGGUUCAGUAUCGUUGAACGCAUGGGAACUUACGGUAGCAGGAUUUGAAUGGGGAAGAAAGAAUCAAGAUGUCACAGGACAGAAUCCUGGAUUCAAUCCUGCAAUGGCUAACAGAGUACAAUUGCUAUUGUCUGAUAGAAUUUUAGGUAUGACUUUAGUUCCAGAAGGUGGUGUUUGGAAUUAUGGUGUUGGUUUAACUCAAAGUUGGAGCGACAAAUUACCAUUCAGUAUGACUUUGGAUAAACCCGAAUCCUUCUGGGCACCAUGUCACAGACCUAACGCGUUCCUCAAUUUUGCUUCGAUGGAAGGUGACGAUGCGGCGGAUGUCGAGAACAGUUUAGAAUAA
Molecule: messenger RNA, 7086 nt
Organism: Kwoniella shivajii
Lineage: Eukaryota; Fungi; Basidiomycota; Tremellomycetes; Tremellales; Cryptococcaceae
Product: pre-mRNA-processing-splicing factor 8
Exons: 13
Coding region: 1-7086 (2361 amino acids)
Biological process (GO): mRNA splicing, via spliceosome; spliceosomal tri-snRNP complex assembly
Cellular component (GO): catalytic step 2 spliceosome; U5 snRNP
Molecular function (GO): protein binding; metallopeptidase activity; pre-mRNA intronic binding
Source: RefSeq, a predicted model, not a curated record